Vigna unguiculata (cowpea) is the source of this 1120-nucleotide messenger RNA. RefSeq names its product 14-3-3-like protein D. Lineage: Eukaryota; Viridiplantae; Streptophyta; Magnoliopsida; Fabales; Fabaceae. The record is from RefSeq and is a predicted model, not a curated record.
AAAAAAAAAACAGCAUCUAACUUUCACUUCACUUGUGGUUCCUCUCUCUCUCUCUCUCUCUCUCACUCUCUCUCUCUACAGCACCCUGGGCAGGGAGAUAGUCGAGCACUCAAGCUACUGAAUCAAUGGCUACCUUCUCCGAGGAACGCGAGAACUUUGUAUAUGCUGCAAAGUUAGCUGAACAAGCUGAACGAUAUGACGGUGCUUUCUCUCUUUAGAUGUUUACUGUGAAAAAUGGUGGAUGCGAUGAAGAAGGUGGCGAAGCUGGACGUUGAGCUGAGUGUGGAGGAGAGGAACUUGUUCUCUGUUGGAUACAAAAAUGUGGUGGGGUCACGGAGAGCUUCAUGGAGGAUCUUGUCAUCGAUAGAGCAGAAAGAGGAGUCAAAAGGGAAUGAGUUGAAUGUUAAGCGCAUCAGGGAUUAUAGGCAGAAGGUCGAGUUGGAGCUGUCUAACAUUUGCAGUGACAUUAUGAUAAUUUUAGAUGAGCAUCUUAUUCCAUCCACAAAUAUUGCAGAGUCCACAUUGUUUUAUUAUAAAAUGAAAGGAGACUAUUACCGGUACUUGGCAGAAUUCAAAGCUGGUGAUGAAAAGAAUGAGGUAGCAGAUCAGUCACUUAAAGCAUAUCAGACAGCUGCUAGCACUGGUGAGAAUGAAUUACAACCUACACAUCCCAUUCGUUUGGGUCUGGCUCUAAAUUUCUCUGUGUUUUAUUAUGAGAUAAUGAAUUCACCUGAAAGGGCCUGCCAUCUUGCUAAGCAAGCCUUUGAUGAUGCUGUCUCAGAGCUAGAUUCUCUGAAUGAGGAAUCUUACAAGGACGGUACCUUAAUCUUGCAGCUGUUGAGGGAUAACCUUACUUUGUGGACUUCUGAUAUCCCUGAAGAGGGUGGUAACAUAUAGAGAUCACAUAAUGCAGUUUCUAUUUCUUUAAGAUUCAUGGGAUGUUACCAAUGGUUUCUGAUCUGAUUUAUUGAGUUGUAUGCCUAUUCCUCCACAUAUGAAAAUCUUUCCUUCAUUCAGUUUUCAUCAUCUCUUGUCCCAAGAUUCAGUCCUUUCUUAUGUGUAUUUGUUGGAGCAAAAAUAGGGAAAUUGAUCAACCCAAAUAUAUUAGUUUUUAGUUAAA